ACAUUUUCUUUACAGCCAACUGUAACUACUACUGACUAGAAAUGUCAGACGCAGAGGAAACAACAACAGCAGCAACUGUGGAUAUGGCCUCUAGCAUGACCACAGCCACCAAUUACUUACAGACGCGCAAAGGCAUGGUAAUGGCAGGAGAAAUGCUUCUCUGCAUGUUGUCUAUCAUUGGCAAGACUGUUCCAGUCAAUGUGAGUUGCAACAUCCAUGUGCCUAUUGCACAGAUUGUGUUUGGCACUUUGAUGCUAAGUGGCUUUGCUAAAGGCUUGGACAAGACAUCCUUUCAGGCCCACUGGCUGUUUUGUGACCUCAUCAGGGUUGUGAAUGGGUCAGUCAUGCUCCUGGUGACUUCAGGCCAAUGCUUUGUUGCGAUCGCUAGCACGGUUCCCUCACUCCUAGCAGGGGAGAUAUUGGGAUUGUGUGCGGGUGGCUUAUUUGCUUAUGAUACUUUCUUAGUGUUCUCUAUGAUAAAGAGUACACCUGCCCACCCCUGACCCAGAGCUAACGAGAGUUGUGUGUUCAGGGAAGCUGACAGAUCGGGGACAAAGGGGGCACUUGUCCCGGGCCCAGGGAGAGAGGGCCCCAGAAGUGGAUCCUCAUUACAUAUGUAUAGGGCUUGGGGCCCUUUCAGAUGUCUUUGUCCCGGGUCCAGCCAAAGCUAUCAGCGGCCCUGGAUGUGUUAACCGGCAUUCCCAGCGAAAUAUGUAUUGUCAUGUAUUAUUUGGCAUUUUGUGAAUGAAAGAUAAAAUACUCG
Messenger RNA from Engraulis encrasicolus (European anchovy), 763 nucleotides. Its product is annotated as proteolipid protein 2-like. The coding region runs from base 42 to 503 and encodes 153 amino acids. NCBI's taxonomy places the organism in Eukaryota, Metazoa, Chordata, Actinopteri, Clupeiformes, Engraulidae. The transcript has 5 exons. The record is from RefSeq and is a predicted model, not a curated record.